Molecule: messenger RNA, 1152 nt
Organism: Diaporthe batatas
Lineage: Eukaryota; Fungi; Ascomycota; Sordariomycetes; Diaporthales; Diaporthaceae
Exons: 1
Coding region: 1-1152 (383 amino acids)
Biological process (GO): fungal-type cell wall organization
Cellular component (GO): plasma membrane; cell cortex of cell tip
Source: RefSeq, a predicted model, not a curated record
AUGGGUAACAUAGGAAGGAUAUUCUGCGUGGCUCUGCCAUUUGCCCUGACAGUGGCCAGUUUGAUCGCCCUGCUGGUCGCUGGUCUCUCGGGGGUUACCGACAAGAGCAUGUACCUUUUCAAGGUCAACACCACCGAUCUGUCCAUCAGCUCGUCCUCCAUCACCAGCUUGUUAAGCGACCGGGGCCUCCACCAGCGUGAUCUCUCGGAUUCCAUUAUUGCUGCCACCAGCGGUGCUGCUAGCGGUGCCUCCGACUUCGUCUCGAGUGCCACUGACUCCGCCCAGGCUGCUGGCGCCUCUUCCCUUGCCGACGUCGAGUCCUCCAUCACCGGCAUUGCCAGCGGUACCAACAUCACAGCUUCCGACCUCGGCCUGCCUGACGCCUACCUGGUCAGCCUGUGGGGCUACUGCGAGAUUGCUGCUUCUGGAGACAAGACCUGUGAGAAGGCCCAGUUCGACUGGGCUUCCAACGCCAGCUCCAACUUCCAGGCCAAGCUCGACUCCGUCGCCGGUGCCUCUGGCGAGAAUGUCACCAUUCCUGACAGCAUCAAGACCGCCAUGAAUACCUUCAGUACCGUCACCAAGUGGACCGAGGUCGUUUUCAUCAUCGCCUACGUCGCCCUCGGAGUCUCGCUGUUCCUGGGCAUCUUCGCCAACUGCUCGCGGGCCUUCUCGUGCUGCACCUUCAUCACCUCGGCCUUUGCCGCCUUUGCCGUCUGUGCUGCCGCUGCCCUGGCCACUGCUAUGGCUUCUGUCGUUGUCGGUGCCGUCGAGGGUACCGCCAAGGUGUACGGCGUCACCGGCUCCAUCAACACGAAGUUCCUGGCCGCCGCGUGGAUUGGGGCCGCCUUCGCCAUCGGUGCGGCCUUCUUCUGGAUGUUCACUAUCUGCUGCUGUGCCCCCGACCACAACAAGUCCCGUGGCAAGAGCGCCGGUUUCAGCCGCAACAAGCACCUCGACGACGCCGAGAAGCUACCCAUGUCUGGUGCCUACGCGCCCCUGGGCGAGUCUCAACACGCCUACGGAGGUGGCCAUGACAACGCGUACGGCAACACUGCCUACGGUGGUGGCUUUGGCCAGGGCGCCGCAUACGGCAACCCCCGGACUGGUCGUAAUGACCUGGCCUACGAGCCUUACCAGCACCGCUCUUAA